AUGACCACCCUCACCCCUAUCUACGGUCUCACCAACGACUCGACUUGUCCAUUCCGUGCCUCUCCUGACCAAGUAACCCUCCAAACCUCGUGGAUCCUUCGACUCAACAUCAUCUACUGUACUAUUCUGUCGAUCGGUUGCUUUUUCGGAGUGGCAUACUGUAUACGGUACAUGAGAAAACAUCCGAUAUUCAAUGAGUCGACGUCUUUACUACUGUAUUUAUCAUUGGUGUUCGCCGUGAUACAUGAUGUGAUUCAUGUUUGUAUUCAGUGGUCAGUAAUGUACCGCAGCUUUUUCUACGCCGACGACCCCUGCAACAUUUUCUUCGACGCCGAUGACUGCGGUAUCUUCGGUCGCGGCCUUCUUUUCGGGAUCAGUGGCAUGAUUUAUAUUCAUUCGGCGCUAUCGUUAGACGGAUUAUUAGCUACAUUCCUCCCAACUAUCUAUUACCGCAAAAAAUAUGUUCCCGGAGUGAUUUUGGCGGUUAUUAUGAUCGCCUUCAACUUCUGCCUCCAAUUUGUCGUGUUGCCCUGGGAGAAUUCCGGAAAAGAUUAUGUGCCAAGUUGUCAAUUUUUCAAGAAGCAAGAUGCGGGGAGAGCCAAUUAUUUCCUGAUUAGCAGUCUUCUACUGACUAUUUUGAAUUUGGUGCUGAAUCUCGGGUUACUGUAUGUGAAUAAGAAGCAUUCGAUGAGGACCCGUUACGACGUCCAAUUCCAAUAUCAGAGAAGCGAGGCGAUGAUGACGUCCAAAUCGAUAUCGGUGUUGGUCAUCGCACAGAUUAGUGCACUUGGGAUUUAUGCGGGCGGCAGUUGGAUGUUCCGGCAGGCACGAGACGCGAUUCCAGUGUAUUUGUACAAUAAUUUGAUCAUUUGGGUUUAUGCCCUCUCCUACGCCACCGUCACCCUUCCCCUCCUUAUCAUCUUUUGCAUCCGGUACGUCAGACGUCGUCGUCAACGCACUAUUCAUCACAUCACCAGUCACAAGGACUGUCAGAAUCAUCGGAUGGACGAGUUGAAAGCGUUGUGGGGAUAG
Caenorhabditis remanei is the source of this 1032-nucleotide messenger RNA. RefSeq lists its product as uncharacterized. Gene Ontology annotation, cellular component: membrane. The coding region runs from base 1 to 1032 and encodes 343 amino acids. The transcript is spliced from 5 exons. Gene Ontology annotation, molecular function: olfactory receptor activity; G protein-coupled receptor activity. Gene Ontology annotation, biological process: detection of chemical stimulus involved in sensory perception; sensory perception of chemical stimulus. The record is from RefSeq and is a predicted model, not a curated record. NCBI's taxonomy places the organism in Eukaryota, Metazoa, Nematoda, Chromadorea, Rhabditida, Rhabditidae.